CAUGACGCCCUCGUCCAAUCUGCUCGCGCCCCUUGCGUCACCUUAUUAGAGGUCUGUAGUUCACACCGGAGUCACGGAGGCUCGGGAGUUCCGCAGACUGUGCCUUUUGUGUGCGUGCGUGUUUUCGGUGGGUGUGUACGUCCGGUCGCGGUGAGUUUUCGAUGCUUUGUGAUGUCGACUUUGGGGACGUUGAGUUACUACACAGACACGCACAUUACGCACGAGCCAGAUGAUCAUUUGGCCGCCAGAUUCUCCUCCGCUGCCGGUCUGCAUCACACGAGAGAGCUCGCGCUACUGCACGACUAUGGCGACCAAGACCUGUGCGCGCUCCAGACCAAAUCUGCCGCUAACAUCUUCGGAGCCUCGUGGAGUCCCGCGGCAGAGCCCGCGCGCUCCUCCUCCGGUGUGUACCAGCCGUACGUGCACCAGCCCUGCACGAGCGAGGAGGGCGACGGGAUGGCACAACGAGCCUCUUGGACUCUAGAGCCUCUCGCGCCCCUCUCUUACUCGGGAUUAACCACCACGAGCGCAGUGCACCACGAGAUCAAGCCCGAGCCCCUGUCGGUAGGCGACGGCUGUAACACGGUGGGAGUACAGCCUCUGCUCGCGGACAUCCACGAGGACAGCUGUACGCCAGACACCGAGCCUCCAGCCGGUACUGAAUCCGGUUUCCCGCAGAGCCACGAAUCGAAGGGCGCGCCAUUACCGGAGGAGAAGCCGGACAACGCCAUAGACCCCAGUAACCCCGCGUCCAACUGGCUGCACGCGAGCUCCACGCGGAAGAAGCGCUGUCCGUAUUCCAAACACCAGACGCUCGAGCUGGAAAAGGAAUUCCUCUUCAACAUGUACCUCUCGCGCGAGCGCCGGUACGAGGUGGCGCGCGUACUCAGCCUGACGGAGCGACAGGUGAAGAUUUGGUUCCAGAACCGGCGCAUGAAGAUGAAGAAGUGCAGUCGCGAGACACACAGACUGCCCAAACAUCACUGAGACUGCGCAGUGAGCCGCUUGGACACUCGGUCUUGGACCUUGGUCGCUCCGAGUCCGAAACUGUGUUUUUCCCGCCGGACUGAAGGUGAUGUGUGUGGUGUGCCGGUAGGCUACUGGCCGUUGAGGUCUCCUGCAGCACCCGGAAAUAGUCUUGUUGUUUUGGUGUCAUUACGCACAUUCACAUGGCGACGUGCUUUAGUUGUUUCGGUGCCAUGACGCACGCACAUUCAUGAUGUGGGGAAUAGUUUUUUUUGUUACUGCGCACAUCUCGGUGGAGCUGUGAUACAUCCAGCUGCUGUUUUUCUGGUGGUUUAUAAGAGUGGUGAAUUUGUUAUUAUUUUGGUUAUUAUUAUUAUUAUUAUUAUUAUUAUUAUUAUUAUUAUUUCCCCCGCACGUGACUACUUUUGGGGGAUUAUUUGUCGUGUUUAUGUGCCAUCAGUGGUGCGCGCACUGUCGAGUGGCCAGUUGGAAUGUGUGUGUGUGUGUGUGUUUGCUGCAUGUUUCGUGUCCUCGUGCUCGUGUCCUCUUGAAUGUGUGUGUCUCUCUGUUCUGUUCUGUGAUUCGGUGUUUCCUUGUUUGGUGUUGACUACCUGUUUUUAUAACUACCUACUUUGUUGUUUUAUUUUUUAUUAUUGUUUACGUUUAGGAGUCUUAGAGCAGGCCGUCUGUGAGAGUUUGUCUGUUGAUGAUUUUGUAUUGAGGCAGAACUGACAUUCUGUGAGAUUUUUUAAAAGAUGAUAGCACUGGAACCAUAGAAAGUAGCCUACCUCAUUGACUCACGUAAUGUUAUUUUCAAUUAGGGGAAUGGAAUUGAAUGGAUAUUGAAACAGACAAACACAAAACUAAAUAAAACAA
Engraulis encrasicolus (European anchovy) is the source of this 1842-nucleotide messenger RNA. RefSeq names its product homeobox A9b (gene hoxa9b). NCBI's taxonomy places the organism in Eukaryota, Metazoa, Chordata, Actinopteri, Clupeiformes, Engraulidae. Gene Ontology annotation, biological process: embryonic skeletal system morphogenesis; regulation of transcription by RNA polymerase II; proximal/distal pattern formation. The transcript has 2 exons. The record is from RefSeq and is a predicted model, not a curated record. Gene Ontology annotation, cellular component: nucleus. The coding region runs from base 172 to 987 and encodes 271 amino acids. Gene Ontology annotation, molecular function: RNA polymerase II cis-regulatory region sequence-specific DNA binding; DNA-binding transcription factor activity, RNA polymerase II-specific.